Durusdinium trenchii is the source of this 1178-nucleotide messenger RNA. NCBI's taxonomy places the organism in Eukaryota, Dinophyceae, Suessiales, Symbiodiniaceae. The record is from the annotation of a GenBank genome assembly.
AAGACGGUCACUUUCCAAAACUUUUCCUCUGUGGCCACGCUGGCUUUGCUGCGACGUAAGUUCAGCAAGGCUACGUAUCAAAGGUGCUGGAACAUGUGAGGUAGAGGUACGAAACUGGCAACAUGUUGAAGAGUUUGGGUAGUGCGGCUGCCACAGCCAAAUCCAUGCUGGGUUUGAGGAUGGGCUUCAGUCUCUCGCAAAAGGACACGGAGGAAGAUUUGAAGGCUACAAAGCAGGCUAGCAAGCAGACCAGCUGUACUUCGGGCCAUUCCUUGGGACUGAAAGCGACGAGCGAUGAGGUCAGCAGCAGGCGGCUUCUGGAGGAAUACUCUGUUGGUGAAGCUCUAGGCGAAGGAGCCUUCGGUGUCGUUUAUGCUUGCACCCACAGAAAAAGUGGCCGUCAGGUGGCUGUAAAGAUGGUGGACAAGGUGGAAACGCCUUCAGAGGUGAUUCGCCGAGAGGCAGAGCUCAUGAAGACACUCCACCACGAGAACAUCGUCCGCUUCCACGCAGUCUACUUUGAAAGGUGCUUCGUUUGCAUCGUCAUGGACAAGUACUCUGGAGGAGACUUGGUUGACGGCAUGCAAACUCACCUGCAGGAGCGUGGCAAGAUCAAUGCCAGAGAUAUCAUUCAUGUGAGCUACCAGAUGGUCGCAUCCAUCCAGUAUCUUCAUGGCAAGCACAUCGUACACCGGGACAUCAAGGGCGACAAUUUUCUGCUGACGAUCCGGGAUUUCAGAGAUCCGCAGUGCCAUGUUGCCCUCAGCGACUUUGGUACAGCAGAGGCGCUGCGUGACGGUCGUCGAUUGAGCUCUGAGGUGGGCACCAGGAUUUUUUGGGCACCCGAGAUUUUCGCGAAGGACUAUGGCCUCAAGGUGGACAUUUGGGCCCUUGGCAUCAUCAUGUAUGGCCUCCUGGAUGGCCGAUUUCCGUUUAAGGAUGAAACUGAAAUAAAGAUCAAGGAGCCCAAGUUUCCAAGGAGGUUGGAGCCUCUUUGCCAAGAUUUCAUCAGCAGCAUGUUGCACAAAGAUGAGAAGCAACGUGCCUCUGCAGAUGACGUCAUCGUCCAUGGCUGGUUGCAUCAGACGGACGACGGCAUCACGCCAAAGCAGAGGAGUGACUCCAAAGAAGGUGACUCGGACCGUCGGGAGUACUCUGGCGGAGAUGUUGAAACAUGA